Messenger RNA from Neohortaea acidophila, 1352 nucleotides. RefSeq lists its product as uncharacterized. The record is from RefSeq and is a predicted model, not a curated record. NCBI's taxonomy places the organism in Eukaryota, Fungi, Ascomycota, Dothideomycetes, Mycosphaerellales, Teratosphaeriaceae. The transcript has a single exon. The coding region runs from base 185 to 1126 and encodes 313 amino acids.
GUUGCGGCUGUCCUCAUGUGUUCAAUAUUAAGGACAACAUGAGUGGGACCAGCCGUGGUCGUCCUUUCGCUCGCACCCAUUACGCUCGCACCUGCAAUAUCUUUCCCUUUUCCCCUUUCUUGGUCUCGCUUUCCUCAACUUCCUCAACCUCAUAAACUCUGCUUGAGUUCUCAUUGUCCAGACAAUGUCGCCCACAAAGCCCAACACGGAAGCCACCAUGGCAAGCACAGAAGCCACAUCCAACCUCCCAGCACCUGUCGAUACUCCUGCUACACAAGAUGUUACAUCUACUGAUCCCCAUCAUCACUACACUGGAAGCUUUCUUGAUCGACACACCCUGCGAUUCGACUGGACCGAGCCGCCCAACUCAUUCUUCGAGGCAAAAGUCAGAGGCCUGGUAGCCACCCGGAUGCGCUUACGUGACCGACAGCGACAAGAAGCGCUUGUCACUGCAGAGCAGGAAAGGAACGCGCAGGACGACAACGCUCCCACGUAUCUCACCACCGUCGCGACUGCGAGCACUUCCAUGCAGACGCCAGCAACUAGGAAUCCUUCGACACAAGCCCCGGCAAGUAGCGUGGGACGUCCCGUCUCUUCGCAUCAACAACAACUCCAACAGCAAAAGGCCGCAGGCAGGAUUCCCAUACUCCUGGUCAUCAUCCACACAACCAACUUCAUCGAUUUCACCCCGGUCACCAUCCGCACUUGGCAGCGCAACUCACCCCUCGUCAAGUUCCGCCAGAUCCUGUUCGAUACCUCCCACGAUCCACUGCGCGGAAUCAACGCCCUGUCCUACGCGCAAACGCACGGGCUUCUUUGUCUGGAGUACUUGUGCGAGUUCGGCUGGUUGCAUAAAGGGCAUGGGCACGAUGAGGGCGGAUACAAAGGGUUGAUGCUGCAGAUGAGCGUCAAGUUCGAUGGCGAGGCGCCGGAGGAGGCAGUCGAUGCCGAGAAUUGGUGGUGGACGCUGAAUGCGAUGCAUAUCGCGACGCCCAAGGUGAAGAUUGAGGGGGUCCAAGCGAGUUGUUGCUGGUUGAUUGCGAGGCUGGGUUGUGAUGGUGGGAGCAGGAAGAGGAAGAAUGAGGAGGAAGCAGGGGGUGAGAAGAAUAAGCAACGGACGGAGUAGGAAUGGAAUGGUGUGCAGAGAUGUACCUUGUUGAUAGAAAGUUGCUUUUGGUUGCACGUUGGUGUGCUGCACGUAGUAUGUUUUCGAUUUGGAAAAAGACAAGUAAAUGCCUACCGCUCUCGUUCUACACUUAGACUUCCCUUUUCCGGAUGGAGAGGAAUAUCCUCGGUCGCGUAAAGACUUGGUUAAUAGGAGCUGCGGACAUCGUACUUCACGUGUCUGGCAU